AGAGCACAACUAUGCCAGUGUUGUCGUUGCAUAACACAUAUACUUUACCAUCUGGAUCAGCUAGCUACACUCUGGGUCUUAGUGGUGCUCCAAAUGUGGCGUCAUAUUCAUAUCGAACGUCAGUAGGUGCAGCAACAGACCGUAUUUUGACAUCAACUGGAAUCCCGAAUAUAUGCAAUGCAAGUGCGAUAGCAGGUUUAUCGGCUUCAACGUCUAAUCCAUUUGCCUAUUCUACAUACACAAAUCCAUUAUUAACGGCUGGCUCCGUCGCAACCAAUAUGAGAAAACCCUACGAUGACUUAGACUUAAUCGUUGGUGGCCGAUACGGACCGAGGCCAAUGACGCCUACAUCUCCAAUAACAGCAGGAAAUUGGGGUCUUGACAACUACAGUAAUCUAGAUGGAGUUAAUCCAACGUUUAUUCACGUUCAACAACCACAUACACGUUUAGGCGCAUUAGAUUUAGAAU
This is a messenger RNA of Sitodiplosis mosellana (orange wheat blossom midge), 468 nucleotides long. RefSeq lists its product as uncharacterized. The record is from RefSeq and is a predicted model, not a curated record. The annotation marks the transcript as partial. Lineage: Eukaryota; Metazoa; Arthropoda; Insecta; Diptera; Cecidomyiidae. The transcript has 2 exons.